Lemur catta (Ring-tailed lemur) is the source of this 1935-nucleotide messenger RNA. RefSeq names its product charged multivesicular body protein 4C (gene CHMP4C). NCBI's taxonomy places the organism in Eukaryota, Metazoa, Chordata, Mammalia, Primates, Lemuridae. Gene Ontology annotation, cellular component: multivesicular body; cytoplasmic side of plasma membrane; ESCRT III complex. The record is from RefSeq and is a predicted model, not a curated record. Gene Ontology annotation, biological process: vesicle budding from membrane; late endosome to vacuole transport via multivesicular body sorting pathway. Bases 188 to 1060 code for a protein of 290 amino acids. The transcript has 5 exons.
GAGCAGAAGGCCAGGAAAUACCCAGGAGUGUGUGUCACCUGCCCCCGACAACUUGUUGAUUCCCAGGAGCACCGCCUUUUUUGGUCUGGGCCCCGGAGAGGACCGUCUGGCUCACCUGUCCCCCAGGCGCGGCCCCGGGGAGCCCCUGAGACGCCCCUGGGACCGCUCGCCCUUCAGCGCCACAGCCAUGAGCAAGUUGGGCAAGUUCUUCAAAGGGGGUGGCCCUUCGAAGAGCCGAGCCGCUCCCAGUCCCCAGGAGGCCCUGGCCCGACUUCGGGAGACUGAGGAGAUGCUGGGCAAGAAACAGGAGUACCUGGAAAAUCGAAUCCAGAGGGAACUCGCCCUGGCCAAGAAGCACGGCACGCAGAAUAAGCGAGCUGCAUUACAGGCACUGAAGAGAAAGAAGAGGUUUGAGAAGCAACUCACUCAGAUCGAUGGCACACUUUCCACCAUCGAAUUCCAGAGAGAAGCCCUGGAAAACUCACACACCAACACUGAGGUGUUAAGGAACAUGGGCUUUGCAGCAAAAGCGAUGAAAACAGUUCAUGAAAACAUGGAUUUGAACAAAAUAGAUGAUUUGAUGCAAGAUAUCACAGAGCAACAGGAUAUUGCCCAAGAAAUCUCAGAAGCAUUUUCUCAACGGAUUGGUCUUGGUGAUGACUUUGAUGAGGAUGAGUUGAUGGCAGAACUUGAAGAAUUGGAGCAGGAGGAAUUAAAUAAGAAGAUGACAAAUAUGCGGCUUCCAAAUGUGCCUCCUUCUUCUCUCCCAGCACAGCCAGAUAGAAAGCGGAGCAUGCCUGCCACCACUGCUCGCCGGUCCAUGCCUUCCCCUGCGCGUGGAUCUGUGCCUUCCCCUGCGCGUGGAUCCGUGCCUUCCCCUGCGCGUGGAUCCGUGCCUUCCCCUGCGCGUGGAUCCGUGCCUUCCCCUGCGCGUGGAUCCGUGCCUUCCCCUGCUCGUGGAUCCGUGCCUUCCGCUGCGCGUCGGUCCCGGGCAGUGUCAUCCAGGAGGGCAGAAGAAGAGGAUGAUGGUUUCAAACAAUUGGCAGCUUGGGCUACUUAAACUAAAACGGAAUUUUUUUGACACCUUAAAUUAAUGGGCUAUACGUAAGACAUAACAAAUGUUUUUUUUGCCAAGUUCAGAAGUUAAUGAAGACUGUGUUUUAUAUUUAUACUGGAUGAAUAAUUGUCUUUUAAGCCUCAUAAGUAAAAGUUAAAAAAAGGAGUUGUGGAUAGACAUAGAAUCAGUGAUGGAAAAGGGCUGUCUAGCAGUGUCUUGAUCCCUCCAUACAGAUGGGAUGGGGGCAUGUCUGUCUAUCUUGUUUACUACUGUAUUUCCAGUCCUGAUACAUAGGUGUUGAUCUCUGUAUAUAUGUUGAAAGAAAACUGAAUUCUACUGGCAUAUAACACAUAUAACAGUUUAAAAGCCAUUUAAGAGUGAUACGUUUGUUUAGGAUAGCUGGUGAAAAUAACAUUCUUUCCUAUGUGAAUACAGGUUCGCUGUAUCCAUGUGGCUCAUGGCAAAUGUAAAUAUACUGUGUUUCUUUUGGGAGAGACUUCUUAUAGAGGCAUCCUGUAUAAGUCUAUACAUAAGUAGUUUCACUUGAGUUUUGCAGUUUAAAAUCUUAAAGGAGCUUUAAUUGACAUUUAUUAUACCAAUUAAGCUUGGAAUGGGGCAAUGGAUGCGUUUCCCAAAACGUCUGAAAGCACUAACAGCUUACACUGCUGAGUGAGAAUCUCCUGAGUGUCAUUUAUCCACUUAGGGAACUGCGUUAACAGUCCCAGGCCAUUACGAUGCUGUUAUGGUUUCGGUGUACUAAAUGUGUGAGUGUUCUUCCUUCUCUGUUUUGUGCUCUCUUGUACAUUUAUUUACACUUUACAGCAUAUUCUUUGUAAAUACAUAAAAAUAUUGGCAAUUAAAAGUAUAUCUUGAAUACA